Molecule: messenger RNA, 1410 nt
Organism: Torulaspora globosa
Lineage: Eukaryota; Fungi; Ascomycota; Saccharomycetes; Saccharomycetales; Saccharomycetaceae
Gene: VMA13
Product: H(+)-transporting V1 sector ATPase subunit H
Exons: 1
Coding region: 1-1410 (469 amino acids)
Biological process (GO): proton transmembrane transport
Cellular component (GO): vacuolar proton-transporting V-type ATPase, V1 domain; fungal-type vacuole membrane
Molecular function (GO): proton-transporting ATPase activity, rotational mechanism
Source: RefSeq, a predicted model, not a curated record
AUGAUUCUGUUGGAUAGUACUCACUUCAACAAUAUUCGCAGUGCCAUCCGCUCUCGUCCCGUGGCUUGGGACGCCUUGGCGAGGUCUGCCGAGAUAAGCGAAUUGGACGCUUCUAAUGCAAAGACUUUGGAGAGUAUCCUUAUAAAAUGUGCCAAUGAUCAAUCAAGCUCCAUGGAUAUAAAUUUGAGGAUUAAUGAGAAUACGAUGUCGCCUUUGAUACAUCUUUUAUCGACGUCAAACAAUGCCGAUUCAAAGAAAUCCGUACAGAACCUGUUGGCAGAGUUGCUUUCUUCACCAAGGUUCUCCCGGGAUACCAUUCGAUAUUUUAUCGAGAAUCCUGGGAAAGUGGAGGAGUUGUUUAACGUCUCUCUGGUUGGAGAUCGUCAAACGGUCAUGAUCUCCUCGUUCAAUUUGGUCAAUCUGCUAAUCCAGCCAGAGUUGCUGAAUAGGGAUUUAGUGGAAAGAAUGCUCGCAAGCGACACUUUCUUGAACAUUUUGAAUAACCUAGAUAUGACAGACACAAGUUAUGUUUGCAUAAGGUUACUGCAGGAGUUGGCCGCAAUUGAGGCGUACCGCCCUGUCCUUUGGAGAGCCCAAAAGAAUUUCGUCCCAACUUUAUUCAAGGUAGUCAGACAGGCAUUGGGUCCAAACUCGGCCACGAAAGUCGUUGCCACGAACUCAAACAAUUUGAUCAUUCAACUACAAUACUACUCACUAUUGUUAAUAUGGUUGUUGACCUUUGACAGGAAAGUCGCAUACGAUUUGACUCAAAAUUAUCUACAGGAUUUCCUCAACUUUCUAGAGCUGGUUAAAGUUACUAUAAAGGAGAAGAUAUCCAGAAUUUGCAUAUCAAUCAUCCUUCAAUGUACUUCCAAAGAGGUCAAGAACCAUAAAAGUUCGAUCAAGAAUUUGUUGCUGCUUGGUAACGCAUUGCCCGCUUUACAAUGGCUCAGCGAAAGAAAGUACUCGGAUGAAGAACUUCGCCAGGAUAUGGCGACUUUGAAAGAGAUUUUAGAGAAAGAAUAUCAAGAAUUGACGUCGUUUGACGAAUACUUGGCCGAAAUUGACUCCAAAUUGCUGUGUUGGUCACCAUCCCAUGUUGACAACGGCUUCUGGUCGGACAACAUUGAUAAGUUCAAGCUGGACAAUUGGAAGCUUUUCAAACAAUUGGUUAACCUGUUGAUCGAGACCAAGGAGUCUGGAUUGAAUGAUAAACAGCACAGGAUUAUCUUGGAGGUUGCGUUGAGCGACAUCGCUCACGUGGUCGAGCUCUUACCUGAAAGCGUUGAUGUCCUCAGCGAAAUGAAUGGUAAGCUUGUAAUAAUGGAGCUGCUCAACCAUUCCGACUCCAGAGUCAAAUACGAAGCAUUGAAGGCUACUCAAUCGAUUAUUGGUUACACUUUCAAGUGA